Molecule: messenger RNA, 3695 nt
Organism: Dunckerocampus dactyliophorus (ringed pipefish)
Lineage: Eukaryota; Metazoa; Chordata; Actinopteri; Syngnathiformes; Syngnathidae
Exons: 5
Coding region: 82-1113 (343 amino acids)
Source: RefSeq, a predicted model, not a curated record
UGCCUGCAGUAUACUUUGAACAAAUAUACCCCAAAAUUGGCACAUCUUUUUAGGAGGUGGCUGAGUUAGAUCAUCAGAGAUAUGAAAGCGACAGCUGGACUAUUGGUGUUGCUCGUCACGGUUUCUCAAGGUGUAGAAAAUCCCUGUGAUGGCAGAAAAGAUGGUGCUCAGUGUUACGGAAAACUGGGAGGGAAUAUAUUCCUCCAUUUGAUGGACAAUGCCUUAUCUUUAUUCAGAUAUGAAUGCCAGCAAAACAAGACGAUUUUAUUUAAAGGGGGAUCACUCCGUAAUUUGUCCCAACCACCCGAAAGAUUUAGCUUCACUCCAGAAGAUGGAAUGAUGAAGAUAGAAAAGCUGGAGAGGACGGAUAGUGCCAACUAUACUAUUAUAACUGUUGGCCAAAGUGGAACUCAGAAUGAGCAGUGGACUCUAUUGUUGUUUGUUGAAGCUCCUGUGACCUCCGUCCAUAUUGCUUCUAAGUGUCUGUCCCAGGGAGAGCAGUUGGUGUCUUGCUCCUCUAAGGAAGGGGACAAUGUUCAGUACAAAUUGACUCUGAACAACCAACUGCUGAAGGACGCUGACCUCUCUUCUGGGCAUCUUCAAUCAAUCAACGUCACCCUGAAGCAGCACGUCUCAGGACAGCUAGCCUGCUCUGUUGGAAACCACGUCAGUCAUGUCUUGGAAAGCCUGUUGAUAUCUACUUGUGAUUUCAUUAACUGCACCUCAAAUGGGACACGCAUAUCUGGGUGGUUGCCUGAAACCAGUAAAAGCCUGUGCGAUGAAUAUAUUCCAAGAAUCAAGGCCCCUCAAAGUAAGAAUUAUGUGCUAAUAAUGGCCGGCAUCCUCUCAGCGCUCGUCACCCUCCUAGUGAUUUCCGUGGCGAUUGUGGUUUUGUCUCAGAAGAAAAAGCAAAGCAACACACAUGCAGAUGAACCGGAUUUGACGUAUGCUGACGUCAGGAUCAUUAAUCAGCCGCAGAAUAAAAGCCGGAUCAAAGCCAGACAAGAGGUGGAGGUGGAGUACGACCAGGUCAAGUUUUCAGAGCGCAAACGCCGAACUGUUGAGCUCAAACAGGAUGGAUGUGUUUAUGCCAAUGUCCGCAGAGACAGGUGAUUUUAUUUUAUUUUCAACUGUUACAGGGCAGAUGGUGUGUUACAAGUGUUGUUACAAAAGAACAAAAGACCUAUGAAGUAUUUAAUGGGACUGUCUAUUUUUAUCAUUUUUCAUCACCUCUAAUGCGUAUUUAUUAGGAAUGAUCAAUGUUUCAAGUAAGCAUCCUCCAAUUUUUUUGUUGAACAGAAGCUGCUUCAAUAAUACAGAAUACAAUUAUACAAUAAUACAAUUAAAAUGAAAAGCACCUGAUUAGUAAGGAGAGUAAAAAAAAAAAAGCAUACAGCACAAACUAGCCCUGAGACACAAUAAAAUUUGUAAAAACAUGGCAAACAUUGCAAAAUGGAAAAACUCAAUGAUUGCUUUAUUUUAGUGUUGUUGAACACUGGUGUACUUAUUUUUCUUUUUGUGUGACAGUUGUUGCAGAAUGCUACAAUUUUGAGUUCAGACAUCACCUACUGAGAAGAUUGUAAUGCCAAGUUUACACUUGCAUGCUUUUUGUCCGCACUAAAUUUUGCGUGCCGUUGAGUAAAAUGUUCAAAAUUUGUGGCUCGCAUAAAUUCCUUGAACUCGUCGUGAACGCACCAAAACCUACUUGUAAACAAUGCGGGCGCUGCAUAUCAAAGCGUGGGUUAACUUUUCCAACACAUCUUGGAGCAAGUCGAGGGGAAUUCUCAAGUAAUUUCAAUAGCCUCUUGGAUCUUCCUUGUAAAUUUCUGUUAAUAACCAGUCAAUGUCUAAAGCGAUGUCUUCUAGUCGGCAAUUUCACCCCACACAUUGUUUGAAUAACCGACAACUGUGUGAGCUAUAAAUUUAUUUACCACAACAGUACAGCAAAGCAUGCUGGGAAACAGGAAGUACUGUUGUGAAAACCACAUACAGUACGUAGGCGCCGCUUCGCUGAGCCGUACGUCAGAGUCACCGCCAUAUUGGCCGUGAGAAGGCUGCGCUGUAAGUCAGUACAAGGAAAUCCAUCCAUCCAUCCAUUUUCUAUACCGCUUCAUCCUCAUUAGGGUCGCGGGGGCAGGAUGGAGCCUAUCCCAGCUGACUUCGGGCGACAGGCGGGGUACACUCUGGACUGGUCGCCAGCCAAUCGCAGCAGUACAAGGAAAUGUACUUCAUAAAACGUCUUUCUACAAUGAAAUAAAAUUUUUAAGUUAAUGCCUCUCGUUUAUAACAGUUAAGCACCAAAAACAUGGUAUCAGAUGGCUAAGAUUAGAACUUUAUUGAUCCAACACAGUAAUAAUUCACAUUGCAUCAGCGAUAGAGCACAAAGUAGUGCCAAAAAACCAUACACAAUAUAUAUAUAUAUAUAUAUAUAUAUAUAUAUAUAAUGCAAUAAAAUAAGAAUAUAAAAUAAGAACAUUAAAGUUAUCAAUCAAAAUAAUAACCAGCAAAUUCAUGUAUUUUAAACGAUACCUCUUUAACUAAAAAUAAAUUAAAUUGUUCCAAAAGUAACAUAAAUGAAGGCACAAAAAACACAAAUGUAUUUGUAUAUAAAAUAUGUAAUACAUGAAUUAUCUACUCGGAGAUGGGUGGAGUAGCCAACAAAACAACUGCACUCAUUUAAGUAGAGUAUUGUUACUCUACAACAAUUUUACUCAAGAAAAAAUAUGUGAUGUUACACAUAUGGGUAUUGGUAUUGGUUGAUAUCGGAAUCGGAAAUUGAGAGUUGGACAGUAUCGGCUUAUCGGUUAUUUGCAAAAACGCCAAUAUUGGACAUCCCUAAUCAUUACACAUCACCGUUACACUUAUUUUUAUUUGUUAUUUUUGGCAAGACACCGGCGACCCACUGAAAACGGCUCCCACCAGUUGACAAUCACUGAUCUAAAUGACAAGCAUUGCCACGGCGAAUUGCAGGACAAUGCAGAGGCAAAUUACGUGCAAGUGUAAACGCUGCUUUAGGCUGACAGUUUGAGCCUGCAAUAAAAUAAUUGUUGACAACGCAUCAGUUGAAAUAACUCUUUAAAUGACCUCACCGAUUGAAUUACGCUGAACUUAGAAAGUUGCAUGCAUUUGACGGACAACGACCUAACUCUUGCAUCAGAAAUGAUAAAAAUAGGCAGGAUUCUGGCUUUUUUAUCAUAUGCUGACUGGAAGUAAGAGUCAUGAGGUGCAUGUUUGUGUGGCCUGACAUUUCUACUUAAAGCAACAUGAAGGUGUCCACUGGCUAAUAUUGUUGUUAUUGCCAUGGUGACCCCACGUCAGUUACUUCUGCAUUUAUUUAGAGACAGCAACUUGCAUGUGAGUUCAUUGGCUUGUCUUCUUUUUGAGAUGCAUUUUCACCACAGUAAAGUACAUUUCCACUGCAGCCUUGGAGCAAACAAACACAAUUAUUUUCAUGUACAUUCAUUUUCAACCACUUACCGUAUCUGCUCCCUUUGAUCAGGAAUUGAUCAAAUUGAGGAAGCAAAUGGGGGGCAAAAUAAACUGCAGAAUAUAAAACAAUCUCCUGUUUUCAUCUCUUCUGUAGAUAUCCAUCACUAUUUUGUUCGCACCGCAGUCAUCCAGCUCUUGAUAAGAUAGCAAACACAAGCUUUGCUACCAGCAUGCACAUAACUGCUUUUCCUCUGGCUUCUGCAUCU